This is a messenger RNA of Xenia sp. Carnegie-2017, 2250 nucleotides long. RefSeq names its product adhesion G-protein coupled receptor F1-like. The record is from RefSeq and is a predicted model, not a curated record. The coding region runs from base 269 to 2107 and encodes 612 amino acids. The transcript is spliced from 2 exons. Gene Ontology annotation, biological process: cell surface receptor signaling pathway; G protein-coupled receptor signaling pathway. Gene Ontology annotation, cellular component: membrane. Gene Ontology annotation, molecular function: G protein-coupled receptor activity. Lineage: Eukaryota; Metazoa; Cnidaria; Anthozoa; Malacalcyonacea; Xeniidae.
UUUCGUAACAGUAAUACCCCCGGAAACUUCCAAUAUAACCAAAAUUAUUCGCUUCCUGGAAAAAUACAAUGCGCGGUUCGGUGACGACGUGGGACCUAUACCAGCAGCAGAUCAAGCUAGGCGAUACUGUUUGAGAAGCAUUAUCAAUAAAUGCUCACCAGGUAAAGACGAUCCAUCGUGUGAUUAUGGAAAUGUUAAUUUAGUUUCAUUCGGCAGUGAGCAUUACACUAACACACGUUGUGCAGUGUGCAAUGGUUUAUCCAAAGAUAUGGUGAGCGAUCUUCGAUGUUUUCCAGAUAAAAUUAUUAAAAGAUGCCCCGGCAGUUUUCGACCUCGGUCGUUAUCCAUUGUAUUUGGACACACGCAAGGACAGAAUGAAGUUGUUCGUUCAGUCCCCAUAUAUGAUGAAAGAUGUAAAAAAAAAGGAAUGGUCUAUGAUGAUAAGUUACAUGUCUGUCGUGUUAACUGGUUACCUUCACCAGAAGAAAAUGGAAGAGAAAUAUUUUAUGUCUUGUCUUGGCUACAACCAUCGCAAAUUCAGUUUGAAAUAUCAUUUACAGCAAUGGAUUUUCAGAACUCGCUUUCUAAAUACUUAAACAUGACACGUGAACAAUUCUUCGACAUCAAUAUAACGAAAGUUUCUGAUCGUCAAACAUCAAUAAUUCAGUUCUACAUUGUGGAAACAAAGAUCAUCUUAACAUCACAACAAAGUUUGCAAUUUCUAUUCAACACGAUAAAUGCCACUGAGUUUGACAAACGAAUUCGUGAAUUUAUAUACUUUAGCGAAGAAUUUUCUCUUCAAAUCAAAAAUCUAAACUAUACCAUUAUCAAAACAACAUCCCGACCCCUUGCUUGUGUUGGAAAGGUAACAUACACUCCUGAAGAAUACAUUUUACAGCAGAAUGAAAGUGUUUUGAUACGAAGCACAAAUGAAACUUUUGAACAUUAUGAAUACUACCGAGAAAGGAAAGAGAAAAUUAGUGCAAAACAAGGAAACAUCACAGUAUGUAAAAAAUAUGUUCCCACAAAAUGUAAUGGAACUGAAGUUAUCUAUUCACCACAAGAAUAUAACUUGAUGAAUAACCUCACUAUCUACGUAUUCAAGAUAUUUCGUACCUAUUACUAUGGAGAAUAUGAAAUUCUUACAAACUAUUCUGUAAAAACUUGUCAAACGUUUGUGGUAAAGUUUGUCAAAAGAAUUCGUGAAGUGCACAACGAAGCCCUUGGAUAUAUCACAUUUGUCUUUUUUCUCAUCUCCAUAAUUUUCUUGACAUUUCUUCUCGUCACCUACAUCAUAUUCCCUCAACUACGUACUUUGCCAGGUAAAAACAUAAUGAACUUCGCCUUUACUUUGCUAUUGUUUGAAAUAUUUUGGCUCCCCACAAACUUUACCAAGGUAACUGACAACGAAAAUAUCUGUAAAGCAUUUUCAAUCAUCGAACAUUAUUUUCUACUGGCGUCUUUCUUCAGCAUGGUUGUCAUUGCUCAUCAUACUCGAAAGGUGUUUGGAAAAAACCUCCCUGCACCAAAAAUGUCGCCGGGACACGAACGAAAGCUGUUUUACGCGUAUUUGUGCUUAGUAUGGAUCAUUCCUGCCUUGUUUAUCGCAAUUUGUGUCGUCCUCGACAGCGAAGAAAUAAUAAAUUUGGGUUAUGGAGAGACGGAUAUUUGCUGGUUAACGGGAACAAAUUCCUACGUUUAUUUUGUAACGAUACCUGUGAUACUAAUGCUGAUGUUUAAUGUCGUGGAAUUUGUGAGAACCGCUAUACAACUUCGUAAACACGCCCAGAAUCAAGCAGGUCUAACCGCAAGUGGAAAACGAUCUUCAAAUCUCACCAUUUACAUUCGUCUUUCAACCUUGAUGGGUUUUACAUGGCUAUUUGGUCUCCUGGGUCAAGUGGUGACGUCAACAUCUGUGUUUUACUAUCUUUUUGUUAUAUUUACAUCAUUAGAAGGUUUUUUUGUAGCAUGGGCCUUUGUUUUGAACGCUAAAACUCUAAAUUUAUAUAGACAUCGCUUCAGAAACACGGAUAAAACUUCGAGCAGCAGUAAUAUUACCGCAAAGAAAUCGUUGCCCAAAUCUGAUCACAACGACACAAAACUGUAAAAUAUUGUCCACAUCGUAAUCAACCAUUGUCAUCAUCAGAGAUUAUACAUAAUAUAAAUCCUGAUAUAAAUCUUGAUAUAAAUCCUAAUCGUAAUCCAUUGUCAUUAUAAUAAUAAUGAACAAGUAUUCAACGCUCACAGAGA